CUUAUAAUCCCGCAUUGUUAUACUGGGUCGAAUUGAUCGACCUCCGUUAACAUAUAGGUUCCUACGCAGAUGCCUCUAUAUUACCUGAAUAUUUUUUUAUGAUAAUUGGUUUGAUUGCGGCUAGCAGAGGAAUUCAGGAAGCACAUUUCGUCCUGUUUGGGACUCAUCAGCGGGAAGAAACACACAAACAAGUCAAUUAUAUUUGGUUACAGUUGAGACCAAUUCACAUCCCCAACACCACAGUCGAGUAUGGUAAUAAACAAUAUUGGGGAAGAAAAGAUGGAAGAAACAACAGCAGCGUGGUAAGAAAUAAACUCGAUCUUUGCUACAGAAUUGAUUCAGAGGCAAGUUGGAUAGCUUCUCAUGUACUAACGGAUAAUUUAACCAGUCAACUGAGAAUGCUGUCCUUACUGCAUAUUGGUGGUUACUAUCUAAAUGAACUGAUAGCAUUUUUAGCGUAGGCUUAUGACAGCUAUCCUUAUCAUAUUUUUACUUGAAUAAGCAUAAAAUAUUGAAGUAAUUGUACCUUCAAUACGCUGAAAUGGAGGUUCACGAUUGGAUAGUUAUCGUUAUUAACGCUUUAGUCUUAGAUUUAACAAUUGAUUCGGCAGAAGUAUAUGUAGUUGAGUACUCAUGAGAUUAU
This is a messenger RNA of Heterobilharzia americana, 643 nucleotides long. NCBI's taxonomy places the organism in Eukaryota, Metazoa, Platyhelminthes, Trematoda, Strigeidida, Schistosomatidae. The record is from the annotation of a GenBank genome assembly.